Messenger RNA from Spinacia oleracea (spinach), 3327 nucleotides. Its product is annotated as vacuolar-processing enzyme beta-isozyme. Gene Ontology annotation, biological process: vacuolar protein processing. The coding region runs from base 1576 to 3183 and encodes 535 amino acids. The record is from RefSeq and is a predicted model, not a curated record. Gene Ontology annotation, molecular function: cysteine-type endopeptidase activity. Lineage: Eukaryota; Viridiplantae; Streptophyta; Magnoliopsida; Caryophyllales; Amaranthaceae. The transcript is spliced from 12 exons.
AUCAGUUCCGGAGCCUAAACUCAGCUCUAUGAUUCUAUGAAUGAUCCAUCAAAAAAUAUUUCCAAAUUGUUCAGGUUUAUUACCCAAAUCGCCAAUAGGGCAUAGUCUGCGGAACUUCAGUGUUCUUCUGCGUGUGCGUCUUUGAAUCAAAUUCCCUCAUUCUUGUUCAUGACUUUUGAAGAGAGAAAAAUUGCUGAAUGCUGAGAUUUGUGAGUGAAAGUUGAAAACUUUUUUUUCAACUUAACACCCUUUUCUCUCUCUAUCAUCACCUCAGAAGGGUAUUCCUUGCUGAAACUCCUCAUUCCCCGGUAAAAUUUUCCAUUGCAAUUUCAAAAUAUCGAAGUUCAAUGAGUGGUGCUGUGUACAACAAGUAAGAAGCUAUAUGACUACCACAAUUACCUUUGUCUCCUCGAGAGCUGCAUUUGCACUUGGUGCCUUGAAUGUCGAAACAUCCAAAGCUAUGGAUGUUGUUUCUGAUCCCAGGAUUGGCCCAAUGCGCCUUCUUUGGUGGCAAGAUGCAUUAGACAGAAUUCAUGCAGAUAAGUUGAUUGAACAUCCUAUUGCUCUAUCUCUUUCAUCCAUUGUAUCAGAGCAUAAAUUAAGCAAGGCCUGGCUGAAAAGAUCUAAAAGAUGCAAAAAGGGAACCCCGUGAAAUCGACUAUUGAAGAACUAGAAAAAUAUUCUGAGGACACACUAUCCACUAUCUUGUACACAACACUGCAACCUGGGGGUAUUAACUCUACUGCAGCUGAUCAUGCAGCUUCUCAUAUUGGUUAAGCUGCUGGCCUGUCCUUGUUGCUGAGGUCUCUACCAUACCAUGCCCGCCUCGCCCCGCCCCGCCCCGCCCCGCCCCGCCCCGCCCAAUAACCAAGCCUAGUCGCCAGCGACUGUUUGGCUAUAUCCCUUCCGAAGUUGCAUCCAAACACGGGCUGAUGAUUGAGGAUGGGGUUCAGACUGGAAUCACUGUGGACUUCCGUGAAGGGCUAUGUAAUGCGGUCUUUGAGAUGGCUUCAGUGGCAAAUUCCCAUCUUGGAAAGGCACGGCAAUUGGCUAAAACAGUUCCUGCUAAAGCUAUUCCGGUGCUCCUUCCUGCUGUUCCAACUCAGGUCCUGUUACACUCUUUGUGCCGGGUGCAUUUUGAUGUUUUUGAUCCUACGUUGCAACGAAGUGUUUUGGGCAUUCCUCCACUAUGGUUUCAGGAUAGAGGUGACCAGUUGAGUCAGUUGACCAAGCCAAGCAGGCUAGUAGGUGAGUUGCAUGGCCGGAUGAUAUAGAAACUGGGCUAUGUCAGUUCACUUUCCACAAUCCAGCCACGAGUAUGGGGUCGGAUUUCGAGAGACACACCGGUCCAGAAUCACACAGAACAAUGUGCAAAAGUAAGACAAGAGAAAGCAGGGAAUUUGGGCUAAUAGCAGGAAGAGAGAGAAUUGAAUUGUAAUUUGAGAUGUAAAAGAAAGAAAUACUCAACUUAAUUUUGCUAAGCGUAACUCCGAGAGUAACACAUGCUUCACGCAGGACAUUUCCAUUCCCUAGACUCCUUGUUCACCUCUUUUACGUGUCAAUCCCUCCUUUUGCAUGGCGUUUCUCUCUCUUCUUCCUCUUUCUCUCUCUAUCUCAACCCUUCAAAACCCCCAAAAUUUCAUCAUCUUCAUUUCCUCAUUUUAUUUCACUAAGUUUUCCUCCACCUCUCUCAUGGCAACUAUGAGUUCCACAUCAAGAAUUAUUGCACUGUUAGCACUUCUUUCUCUUCAAAUUUCAUGGCUUUCUGAAGCUAAGAGAUGGGAGUCCAACAUCCGCAUGCCUACUGAUAAGGAAGAACAACAACAGGAACAGAAGAAACCAGGUGAUGCCGAGUCCGAUGUUGAUGGUACUACAUGGGCUCUUUUAGUUGCCGGUUCUCAAGGGUUUGGUAAUUACAGACACCAGGCAGAUGUUUGUCAUGCGUAUCAGAUAUUAAAAAGAGGAGGAUUGAAGGAGGAGAACAUAGUAGUUUUUAUGUAUGAUGAUAUUGCUAAUAAUCCACUUAAUCCUAGGAAAGGUGUGAUUAUCAAUCAUCCCAAUGGUGAGGAUGUCUAUGCUGGUGUGCCUAAGGAUUAUACAGGAGAGCAUGUUACAGCGGAGAACUUGUAUGCAGUGCUUCUUGGAAACAAGAAUGCUGUAAAAGGUGGCAGUGGAAAGGUCAUUGAUAGCAAACCAAAUGACAGGAUCUUUAUUUACUACUCUGAUCAUGGAGGUCCUGGUGUGCUAGGUAUGCCUAAUAUGCCAUUCCUUUAUGGUAAAGACUUCAUAGAGGUUUUGAAGAAGAAACACGCUUUAAAAAGCUACAAAGAAAUGGUAAUAUAUAUUGAAGCUUGUGAAAGUGGUAGUGUUUUCGAGGGGUUGAUGACUGAAGAUCUGAACAUAUAUGUGACAACAGCAUCAAAUGCUGAAGAGAGUAGCUGGGGCACUUAUUGUCCUGGUAUGGACCCUUCACCACCUCCAGAGUUCAUGACUUGCUUGGGCGAUUUGUAUAGUAUUGCCUGGAUGGAAGACAGUGAGACACACAAUCUGAGGAAAGAAACUAUCAGUCAACAAAUUGACAAGGUAAAGGAAAGAACUUCAAAUUACAACACCUAUACAGCAGGAUCACAUGUUAUGGAAUAUGGAAAUAAAAGCAUUAAACCAGAGAAACUCUAUCUAUAUCAUGGCUUCGAUCCAGCCACUGCCAACCUUCCUCCUAACAGAUUGCCUAUUGAUAUUAAGUUAGGCGUUGUCAAUCAGCGAGAUGCAGACAUUGUUUUCCUUUGGGAAAAGUAUGAAAGAUCAAAAGGGGAACCAGAGGAGAAGCAUAAAAUCCUCAAAGAGAUAACCGAGACAAUAAAACAUAGAAGUCACCUCGACAGCAGCAUUGACCUGAUCGGAAAAAUUUUGUUUGGACCAAUCAAUGGCCCUUCAGUUCUAAGAGCAAAACCAACCCCAGGAAUGCCGAUUGUGAAUGAUUGGGAUUGCUUGAAAUCAAUGGUUCAAGUGUUUGAGGAGCAAUGCGGAUCCCUAACUCAAUACGGUAUGAAACAUAUGCGAGCCUUUGCUAACAUCUGCAACAACGAGGUUUCGCAGUCUGCGAUGCAAGAAGCUUGUGUUGCAGCUUGCAGUGUGUACAACUCAGGCCAGUGGAAUCCGUCAUUAUAUGGUUUCAGUGCUUAAUUAAUGAAUAUCAUCGGCUUUUAAGCUGCCAUAGUACGUUCAAAAUCCUAAUAUGUUACUGUAUUAUAUGUGUUGUUCAAGUAGACUAAAUACAGUGAUGUAUUACAGUCCAGAAAAUUACUACUCUGAUGUGUUAUGUGCUUA